AUGCACGGCACUUCCGGGUGUCGCUGUGCGGAGGAGAGAGACGUCGUUGUGGGCGCAGCAGCAUCCACAGAUACAAAGAAGACGACGACAAUGGCCGAUAUAUCACUGUAUCUCACUAACGUGAAUGUGUCUAUAGGACAGACCAUGGAUGUGGAGCAGAGCCCUAACCCGUGUAAAGACUUUGAGAGAGUGGAGCUGGGAGAGCUAAACAAGAGAGAGGAGGAGGAGGAGAAGCAGAGGGAGAAGGUUCCUCGCAGGAUCAUUCAUUUCUCCAGCGGGGAGACCAUGGAAGAGUACAGCACUGAUGAGGAGGAGGGAGAGGACAAGGAGCCGGAAAGGAAAGACCUGCUGUCCUCUCCGGUCGAUGCGGUGAGGUCAAAGUUGACCUGGGGUCCAUACUUCUGGUUUCACAUGUGGAGAGCGGCCACAUCAACCAUCUCAGCCUGCGACUACCUGGGGGAGAGGAUGGCCUCCCUCUUUGGGAUUACAUCAGCCAAAUAUCAGUACGCUAUUGAUGAAUACUACAGGAUGAAGAAAGAGAGGGAGGAAGAGAAAGAAGAAAACCGCCUGUCGGAAGAAGCGGAGCAAUCCUUCGACCAGCUGCAGCAUCAGGAGGAUGAAGACAAACAGAUCACAGGGACCGACCGGCCUGAGGCGGCUGACCCCCACCCUGGUGUGACCUAUCAGAUAGAGAAUGAAAAUCAUUCACAUUCAAGCACCAUCACGGUCCCUGCUAUCGUCACGGCAACCUAACAACCCCUAGAGAUAUAGACGUUUUGUGCUUAAUUGUCUGUUUGUUGGUCUAAGCAGGUACACUGUCUUGUUUCACCGAGCACCGUUUGGUUUGUGUGUAGCUCAGCUGUAGACGGGCAGAGCUGCUCUAAUGUGGUUGUUUGGGCGAGGACUGUUAGGGGCCGGAAUUACUCCUCUGGACUGCUACGAGUCCUUUUGCAACAGAGUAGAAACUGAUGACGUAACUGCUGAAUAUGGAGAAGCACAGCUGCAUCUUCAAAAGAGUGAAAACAUACAAUCUGGGUCAGAAGAUGUUUUAUUAUGUGACCCUGGUAAGUCACAGGUAAGAGACACACCUCCAGGAGAAGUGCAAUGAAAACACGACCUGAUGACAUCACUGAGGCUUCACAGGGCCAACAUUUUGCACUUGUGCAUAGUAUUGUGUUCGGGACUGCAGCUUUCAAAUGUAGAGUGUUAUGACUAGUGCUACAAUGAAACAUUGAAUUAUGGACCAACAGAAAGCAAUUGCCAUAUGCUUUGAUGUUUAAUUAGAUUCAUAAGUAUGGUUUGAAGGUUUCAUUUUUAAAUGAGAAAGUUCAAUGUAAGGAAUUGCUUUUCUUUUGGUCGUUUUGUUAUUUCAAUUCUUGGGUUUUUAACUGUCGAUUCGACCAAAAAAGAAAAAAAAGCAAUUUCAUGCAUCGCUGAGCUCUGGGAAGGCGUGCGGAGCAUUUUUCACUACUCUCUGGCGUUUGAUUAAUCACAAAAUCAUUCAUACGAACACUUGAUAAUGAAAGUAAUCCUUAUUUCCUGCCCUAGUUAUGAAACAUUCUUGCAGAUUUUACAUCAUCAGUGGCUGCAGCAGCUGUCCAAACUUGAACAUCAAUGUGCAGUGAAGGUUAAAUGUUUCUCCCCUGUGCCUCUGACGUACCAGAUACUGUGCCCGAAUCAUCAAUAACAGCCAACAUACAGUAGACACACAUCUGGACAGAGAAGGCUUUUAAGAUGCAUCGAGUCCAAUCAGCUUUUCCAAACAUCUCAUGCAAGAACAACAGCCGUUCUGUCCAGAUCUGCCAAACGGGUGCAACCCUGGUACACCUUGCUGCACCAAAGAGCUGACCAUUAUUAACACUCCCUCUCCUCUUCAUUUUGUGUCUUAUGUGUGUUUCGUGUUAAUGUGUGUUAUGCUUGAAUUGCACUCAGUCUGUGUGGAAGCACUGAGCAGAUUUAACCUUAAGGCAUGAUGACAUCAUCUGUGGACGACGAGACUGUCGGAUGUGUUGUUAAAAGAGUAUUAAAACGGGUUAAGUUGUAUAUUUCUCCUCUGAUCUACUAUGCACUAAAGCAUAGUGGAUGACACCUUUAAUACUGGCAGGGAGCAUUGUUACACUAAGUCUGUAUAAAGGAAUGUAAACUAACUGUUUUUGAGUACCAUUUUUGAUAUGUAUGUAUUUAUUUUACUGGACUGACAAAGCACUUAAUUUUAGUUUUCUAUUCCUUUGUAAAGUAACACUGUAAUUACUGUUAAUAAAUUAUAGUUAUGUCUGACUUUUA
Molecule: messenger RNA, 2283 nt
Organism: Labrus bergylta (ballan wrasse)
Lineage: Eukaryota; Metazoa; Chordata; Actinopteri; Labriformes; Labridae
Product: protein FAM177A1
Source: RefSeq, a predicted model, not a curated record